Paramecium pentaurelia is the source of this 1256-nucleotide messenger RNA. NCBI's taxonomy places the organism in Eukaryota, Ciliophora, Oligohymenophorea, Peniculida, Parameciidae. The record is from the annotation of a GenBank genome assembly.
AUGGGAAUUCAUCAACUUAUGUAAUUUCUAAAAGAAAAAGCACCAAAUUGUUUUAGAACUUUGAUGCUUGACUAUUUUGCAGGAAGGUAUUAGUAUUAUUUAACAUAUAGAACAAUUGGUUGUGAUGCAUCUAUGGCUAUGUAUUAAUUUUUAAUUUAAACACAAUCUGCAGGAUAAACAUAAAUUAUAGAGUUAACAGAUAAAGAUGGUAAUAGAACUGGACAUUUGGUUGGGUUAUUUAAUAGAACAUUGUAAUUUCUUGAAAAUGGAAUAAAACCUGUUUGGGUAUUUGAUGGAAAGCCUCCUUAAUUAAAAAGUGGUGAAUUAGCAAGAAGAAAGAAAUUAAAAGAAGAGGCUUAAGUUAAAACUGAGUUGGCUCUUGAAAAAGGUGAUAUGCAAUAGGCUUUGCUUCAAAAUCAAAGAACAACUACAAUCACUAGUAUAAUGAAAGAUGAUGCAAUAAAAAUGCUUAGAUUACUGGGUUGCCCUAUCAUAAUAGCACCAUGUGAAGCAGAAGCUUAAUGUGCUGAAUUAUGUAGAGCAGGAAAGAUAUAUGCUACAGCAACUGAAGAUAUGGAUGCUUUGACAUUUAGGACUCCAAUUUUAUUAAGAGGAUUCAAUACAAAAAAGGAACCUAUUUAUGAAAUUAUAUAUGAUGAUAUGAUAAAAGAAUUAGAAUUAACUUAUGAAUAAUUUGUUGAUUUAUGCAUUUUAGUAAAAUAUUUAUAUAAUUCAUUUUUUUAGUGUGGAUGUGAUUAUACUGAAAAAAUAGAAGGUAUAGGACCUGGAACAGCUUAUAAAUUAAUAAAAGAGUUUAAAAAUAUUGAAGGAAUUUUAGAGCAUGUGUAGAAAGUAAAUGCAGAAAGAGUAAAAAAUAAUUAAAAUCCUAAAUAUACAGUGCCUUCAAAAUUUUUGUAUGAAGAUAGUAGAGAAUUGUUCAUUACUCCAUAAGUAUAAAAAGGAGAAGAAAUUUAAGUAAAAAUAUAUCUUAAUUGUUAUUUUAGUUAAUUUGGAAUAAGCCUGAUGUUGAUAAUCUUAAAAAAUUCCUUAUAGAAGAAAAAGGUUUUGCAGAAUCAAGAAUUGAUAAUGGAUUAAAAAGAAUUGCUAAAAAAGAUCAUACAGGAUUUUAAAGUAGAUUGGAGAAUUUCUUUGGUAAAACCACAAAAAUAAUACAUCCAAAUAAUAGCAAAGCAAAAGGGAAAUCGAAUAAAAAGAAUGAAUAGCCUUAAAAAUCUGGUGGAAAGAAAAAAUUGUGA